CGGUGCCCGGUGGCGGCGGGCAGGGCCGACAUGUCGGCGCGGGCGCUGCCGCUGCUGUUCCUCAACCUGGGCGGGGAGAUGCUGUACAUCCUGGACCAGCGGCUCCGCGCACAGAGCAUCCCCGCCGAGAAGGCCCGCAAAGAUGAAUGGACAGAUGGGGACAGGAAACGAGUUAUGAAUGACAUCAUCACAACCAUGUUCAAUAAAAAAUUCAUGGAAGAGCUGUUUAAACCACAGGAACUCUAUUCCAAGAAGGCCCUGCGGACACUGUACGACCGGCUGGCUCAUGCCUCCAUCAUGAGACUGAACCAGGCCAGCAUGGACAAGCUGUACGACCUCAUGACCAUGGCUUUCAAAUACCAAGUGCUGCUGUGCCCUCGGCCCAAGGACAUCCUGCUGGUCACCUUCAACCACCUGGACACCAUCAAGGAUUUCGUGCACGAUGCUCCUGGCAUCCUGAACCAGGUGGAUGAAACUGCCCGACAGCUGAUUGAAACUUACAGCCCACUUUCUGCUGGUGAAUUUCAGCUCAUCAGGCAAACACUCCUCAUUUUUUUUCAGGACAUGCACAUAAGGGUCUCCAUCUUUCUGAAGGAUAAAGUGCAGAACUCUAAUGGUCGCUUUGUGCUGCCAAUAUCAGGCCCUGUUCCGUGGGGCACUGAAGUUCCGGGGCUCAUCAGGAUAUUUAAUCACAAUGGAGAUGAAAUUAAAAGAACUGAAUUCACCACUGAAGGAAAUUAUUUUAUUCCACAAAGGGAAGGAUCUUUUGAUCUUUAUGGAGACAGAGUCCUCAAACUUGGAACAAAUAUGUACAGUGUUAGUCGGCCUGUAGAGACACACAUGUCAGGAUCAUCCAAAAACCUGGCAUCCCAGGCAAAGGAGAACGUAGCCCCUAACCCCCUGGCUAAAGAGGAACUGAACUUUCUGGCCAGGCUGCUGGGAGGUGUGGACGUGAAGAAACCUGCUGGGAGUGAGACAGGAUUUCGACUGAAUUUGUUCACAACUGACGAGGAGGAAGAACGUGCUGCCCUGACCAGACCAGAGGAGGCAUCUUACAAGGUUGUCAACAUAGAAGCCACGCAGGAGCCGGGCCGGCGGGCCGAGCUGUCCCGCAUCCUGGGGGAGCUGGAGGAGGCGGAGCCGCGCCCGGAGAGCGGCGAGAAGGGGGAGGACCUGCUGGCGCUGAUGGACGCGCUCUGAGCGGCGGCGCGGGGCGGGCGCGGGGCGGGA
This is a messenger RNA of Apus apus (common swift), 1230 nucleotides long. It is a transcript of the gene OSCP1, whose product is annotated as organic solute carrier partner 1. Gene Ontology annotation, biological process: transport. The record is from RefSeq and is a predicted model, not a curated record. Gene Ontology annotation, cellular component: plasma membrane; cytoplasm. The coding region runs from base 31 to 1200 and encodes 389 amino acids. Lineage: Eukaryota; Metazoa; Chordata; Aves; Apodiformes; Apodidae. The transcript has 11 exons.